AUGAGCGCACUAUCAGGAUUUACAAGAGCUAUUUUGUUUAAUAGAACAAGAGGGUCAUGGUUUGCACAAGCAUUUUAUGCAACAGUAGCUGCACCCAAAAUUAAUGUAAAUGUUGGAACAAUCGGCCAUAUUGAUCAUGGAAAGACCACAUUGACAUCUGCGAUUACAAGAGUUCAAGCGAAAAAGGGUAAGUUUCCUCUGAAUGUUUUCGUGGUUCUAUGUAAGCAAACCUCGUUUUUAUUUAUUAUAGGGUUCUCAAAGCAUAUCAAAUUCGAUGAAAUCGACAAAGGAAAAAGAAGAGAAAAAGCGAGGUAUCACUAUUAAUGUUGCACAUAUUGGUUAUGAAAGUGAUAAACGGAGGUAUUCUCACACAGAUUGUCCUGGACAUUCUGAUUUUAUUAAGAAUAUGAUCUGUGGAACAUCUCAAAUGGAUGUGGCUGUUCUUGUUAUUGCUGGACCUGAAGGUGUAAUGGAUCAAACUAAAGAACAUUUGAUUCUUGCUAAACAAGUUGGUGUCAAAAAUAUGGUAAUUUUUAUCAAUAAAGCGGAUAUUACUGAAGAAGAUGUUCUCGAUUUGGUUGAAAUUGAAGCUCGCGAACUUCUUACACUUCAUGGAUUUAAUGGAGAUGAAACAGCAGUUAUCCGAGGAUCAGCAUUGGGUGCACUUGAAGGAGGAGACGCUAGUUGUAUUGAUAACUUGUUGAAUGCUUUGGAUAACUUACCUGAACCAGAUAGAAAUGAAGAAGAAGCAUUUAUUAUGCCAAUUGCAUCAAAAACAGCAAUCACUGGAAGAGGAACUGUUAUUGUUGGAACAUUAGAAAGAGGAAAAUUGAAAAAAGGAGAUAAAGUUGAAAUAAAAGGAGAUGGACAAUCUCUUCAAACAACUGCUUCAGAUAUUCAUGUUUUUGGAAAAAGUGUGAAAGAAGUUCGAGCUGGAGAUCAUUGUGGUGUUUUGUGUCGUGGUCUUAAAGCUGAAACUGUUAAGAGAGGUAUUUCUUUAAAUCUUUUCAAUUGUCAAAUUUAUAAUGGAAAGUAUUCAGGUAUGUGGGCUGGUCAUCCAGGUGCUGUAACUAUUACAAAUCGAGUAAAAGUAGAAUUAUAUUUGCUAUCUGAAGCUGAGAACGAGAGAAAAAUUGGAAUUCGUACUGGAUUUACUGAUAAAAUGUAUUGUAGUACUUGGGAUCAAGUAGGUCGAUUUGAUAUGAAAAGCGAGUUGUUGAUGCCUGGAGAACAUACUUCGGCGACUGUUUUAUUGAUGAAAGAAAUGCCGUUGAGAAAAGGAAUGCCAUUUACAUUAAGAGAAGGAAGCAGUAAAACAACAAUUGCUCGAGGAAUUAUUUCAGAUUUAGAAAAAGGAGUUGUUGUUGAGAAACAUAAUUUGAAAAAAUCUGCAGAAAAAAUGAAUUAG
Messenger RNA from Caenorhabditis angaria, 1408 nucleotides. The record is from the annotation of a GenBank genome assembly. NCBI's taxonomy places the organism in Eukaryota, Metazoa, Nematoda, Chromadorea, Rhabditida, Rhabditidae.